This is a messenger RNA of Dictyostelium purpureum, 804 nucleotides long. RefSeq lists its product as uncharacterized. The transcript is spliced from 2 exons. NCBI's taxonomy places the organism in Eukaryota, Evosea, Eumycetozoa, Dictyosteliales, Dictyosteliaceae. The record is from RefSeq and is a predicted model, not a curated record. The coding region runs from base 1 to 804 and encodes 267 amino acids.
AUGUUAAAUUCAAAAAUGAUGUUACAAAAUAAUAAUUCAAAUAGUGAUAAUAAUAAUAAUAACAAUAAUAAUAACAAUAAUCAUCAUAAACAAGAUUUUCAGAAAUUAAAAGAAGCUAGUUUAAAAGAUAGUAAUGGCAGUGUUUCAAUUAUCGAUAUAGGUAAAAUAAAACACAAAGUGCCUGGUUAUAAUUAUGAAAAAAGAGAUCAUUAUAUUAUUCAUAGAGAAUUGAAAGAUAAAUCAAGUAAAAAGAAACAUUUAACCAAUGGGGAUUUCUUUUAUGAUACAAAAAUGCCUAGUCUUCUGUCGCCCUUUAUGACACAGGAGGAGUUCAAAGAGGUUAUCGAAUCUAUAGAUCAUUUUAAAUCAUUAAAAAAACAAAAAUAUAAUAAAAUUACAUAUGUACAUUUAGGUUCAAUAAUAUUUCUUUUAAUAAUUAUCGCAAUUUGUGGGUGGAGAAAAAAAAUAGCACCUAUCAUUGUAUUUAUUUUAAUGUUAAUAGGCAUUUGUGUAUCAAUGGUUGUAAUUUAUAGAAAUAUUAGACCUAGACAUAUAAGAAAAGAUAUAAAAAAAUUUCAUAAAGAUAUUUCAGAAAAAUUUAAAGAUAGAGGUGUUUCAUUUAAACCCCAUCUCAUUACUAUUGUAAGACCAUAUACAAAAAAAAUAUCAAUUCAUCAAGAUCAAAUUGUUGUAUUUUUCCCAAAGAAUGAUAGUAGUAACACAAUGAGCACUCUAUCUACCAGUUUUGGCAGUAGUACAGGUGCUCUUACCAUUAGUAAUGGAUCUACAUUCUCGACAUUAUAA